Molecule: messenger RNA, 4459 nt
Organism: Sciurus carolinensis (gray squirrel)
Lineage: Eukaryota; Metazoa; Chordata; Mammalia; Rodentia; Sciuridae
Gene: Itgav
Product: integrin subunit alpha V
Exons: 30
Coding region: 496-3639 (1047 amino acids)
Biological process (GO): cell-matrix adhesion; cell adhesion mediated by integrin; angiogenesis
Cellular component (GO): integrin complex; external side of plasma membrane
Molecular function (GO): integrin binding
Source: RefSeq, a predicted model, not a curated record
GGGCUCUGAGGGACGGGGACGGCACUAGAGCCCAGCUCUUGGGACAGGCUGCGACAGCGCGCACGGAAGUGCUCUUGGCUUUCUCCAGUCGGAGAACGACUCUUCCCCCCCAACUUCCUCCUGGGGCUGGGCUGCUCGGCCUCCCGGGCCGGCUCCUCCUCCUCCCCUGCCUCCUCCCACUGCCCGCCGCAGCUCCCAGGCCGGAGGUACGGCGCUCACCCGGGCAGUCCCCAGCACAGGACUCGGCGUAGAGUCCAGCGCGGGGGCGGCGAGGGGCCGCCCGCGCUGCCGUCCCCGCCCCGCGCACCCUGCGCCCCACUUCCAGGGCGGCCGCUUGGAACUCAGCCCUCCUGCCUCUCCCAGCGCUGUCCCAGGCUAGCUGGGAAGCGAGCGGCCGACAAGUUUGGGCGCGCGCAGGCGGCGGGCCGCUGGCACCGUGCGCCCCGGGAGGGGCGGCCGCCGCUCGGGGCUCGGCGUCCCGGGCGCACUUCGGCUAUGGCUUCUCCAGUGCGGCGGCGGCUGCCCCUUCGCCCCCGCCGCCUCCUGCUGCUUCUCUCCGGACUCCUGGUGCCUCUCUGCGGCGCCUUCAACCUAGAUGUGGACAGUCCUGCCGAAUACUCUGGCCCCGAGGGAAGUUACUUCGGCUUCGCAGUGGAUUUCUUCGUGCCCAGCGCGUCUAAGAUGUUUCUUCUGGUGGGAGCUCCCAAAGCAAACACUACCCAACCUGGGAUUGUAGAAGGAGGGCAAGUCCUCAAAUGUGACUGGUCUUCUAGCCGCCGGUGCCAACCAAUUGAAUUUGAUGCAACAGGCAAUAGAGAUUAUGCCAAGGAUGAUCCAUUGGAGUUUAAGUCCCACCAGUGGUUUGGAGCAUCUGUGAGGUCAAAACAGGAUAAAAUUUUGGCCUGUGCUCCCUUGUACCACUGGAGGACUGAGCUGAAACAGGAGAGAGAGCCAGUUGGAACUUGCUUCCUUCAAGAUGGAACAAAGACUGUUGAGUAUGCUCCAUGCAGGUCAAAAAAUAUUGAUGCUGAUGGACAGGGAUUUUGUCAAGGAGGAUUCAGCAUUGAUUUUACUAAAGCUGACAGAGUUCUUCUUGGUGGUCCUGGUAGUUUUUAUUGGCAAGGUCAGCUCAUCUCAGAUCAAGUUGCAGAAAUCGUAUCUAAAUAUGACCCCAAUGUUUAUAGCAUUAAGUAUAAUAAUCAAUUAGCUACUCGAACUGCACAAGCAAUUUUUGAUGACAGUUAUUUGGGUUACUCAGUGGCUGUCGGAGAUUUCAAUGGUGAUGGCAUAGAUGACUUUGUUUCGGGAGUUCCAAGAGCAGCAAGGACUCUGGGCAUGGUGUAUAUUUAUGAUGGGAAAAACAUGUCCUCCUUGCACAAUUUUACUGGUGAGCAGAUGGCUGCAUAUUUUGGAUUUUCUGUAGCUGCCACUGACAUUAAUGGGGAUGAUUACGCAGAUGUGUUUAUUGGAGCACCACUUUUCAUGGAUCGGGGCUCUGAUGGCAAACUUCAAGAGGUGGGGCAGGUCACCGUGUCUCUUCAGAGAGCUUCAGGAGAAUUCCAGACUACAAAGCUGAAUGGGUUUGAGGUCUUCGCGCGGUUUGGCAGUGCCAUAGCUCCUUUGGGAGAUCUGGACCAGGACGGCUUCAACGAUAUUGCAAUUGCUGCUCCAUAUGGGGGUGAAGAUAAAAAAGGAAUAGUUUAUAUCUUCAAUGGAAGAUCAACGGGCUUAAACACAGUGCCAUCUCAGAUCCUCGAAGGGCAGUGGGCUUCACAGAACAUGCCACCGAGCUUUGGCUAUUCCAUGAAGGGAGCCACAGACAUAGACAAGAAUGGAUAUCCAGACUUAAUUGUAGGAGCUUUUGGUGUAGAUCGAGCUGUCUUAUACAGGGCCAGACCAGUUAUCACCGUAAAUGCUGGCCUUGAAGUAUACCCUAGCAUUUUAAAUCAAGACAAUAAAACCUGCCCAUUGCCUGGGACAGCUCUCAAAGUUUCCUGUUUUAAUGUCAGGUUCUGCUUAAAGGCAGAUGGCAAAGGAGCUCUUCCAAGGAAACUUAACUUCCAGGUGGAGCUUCUUUUGGAUAAACUCAAGCAAAAGGGAGCAAUUCGUCGAGCACUGUUUCUCCAUAACAGGUCCCCGGGUCACUCCAAGAACAUGACAAUUUCUAGAGGGGGACAGAUGCAGUGUGAAGAACUGAUAGCAUAUCUGCGGGAUGAAUCUGAAUUUAGAGACAAACUUACACCAAUUACUAUUUUUAUGGAGUAUCGCUUGGAUUAUAGAACAGCAGCUGAUGCCACCGGCUUGCGACCCAUCCUUAACCAGUUCACCCCUGCCAACAUCAGUCGACAGGCUCAUAUUUUACUUGACUGUGGUGAAGACAACGUUUGUAAACCCAAACUGGAAGUUUCUGUAGAUAGUGAUCAAAAGAAGAUCUAUAUUGGAGACGACAACCCUCUCACAUUGAUUGUUAAGGCUCAGAAUCAAGGAGAAGGUGCCUAUGAAGCUGAGCUCAUCAUUUCCAUGCCACCGCAGGCUGAUUUCAUCGGGGUUGUCCGAAACAGUGAAGCCUUAGCAAGACUUUCCUGUGCAUUUAAGACAGAAAACCAAACCCGCCAAGUGGUAUGUGACCUGGGAAACCCAAUGAAGGCUGGAACUCAACUCUUAGCUGGUCUUCGAUUCAGUGUCCACCAGCAAUCAGAGAUGGAUACUUCUGUGAAAUUUGAUUUACAAAUCCAAAGCUCUAAUCUUUUUGACAAAGUAAGCCCAGUUGUAUCAUACAGAGUUGACCUUGCUGUUUUAGCUGCUGUUGAGAUAAGAGGAGUCUCAAGUCCUGAUCAUAUCUUUCUUCCGAUUCCAAAUUGGGAGCACAAGGAGAACCCCGAGACUGAAGAAGAUGUUGGACCAGUUGUUCAGCACAUUUAUGAGCUGAGAAACAAUGGUCCAAGUUCAUUCAGCAAGGCCAUGCUAAAUCUUCAGUGGCCUUAUAAAUAUAACAACAACACUUUGUUGUACAUCCUUCAUUAUGACAUUGAUGGACCAAUGAACUGUACUUCAGAUAUGGAGAUCAACCCUUUGAGAAUUAAGAUCUCAUCUUUGCAAACAACUGAAAAGAAUGACACAGUUGCUGGGCAAGGUGACCGGAACCAUCUCAUCACAAAGCGAGAUCUCGCCCUCAGUGAAGGAGAUGUUCACACUUUGGGUUGUGGAAUUGCUCAGUGCUUGAGGAUUGUCUGCCAGGUUGGGCGACUAGACAGAGGCAAGAGUGCUAUCCUGUACGUGAAGUCUUUACUGUGGACCGAGACCUUCAUGAAUAAGGAAAACCAGAAUCAUUCAUAUUCUCUGAAGUCAUCUGCUUCAUUUAAUGUCAUAGAGUUUCCUUACAAAAACCUUCCAAUUGAGGAUAUCUUCAACUCCACAUUAGUUACCACUAAUGUCACCUGGGGCAUUCAGCCAGCGCCCAUGCCUGUGCCUGUGUGGGUGAUCAUUUUAGCAGUUCUGGCAGGAUUGCUGUUGCUGGCUGUUUUGGUUUUUGUAAUGUACAGGAUGGGUUUUUUUAAACGUGUUCGGCCACCUCAAGAAGAACAGGAAAGGGAACAGCUUCAACCACAUGAAAAUGGUGAAGGAAACUCAGAAACUUAACUGUGAUUUUUAAGUUAUACUACAUCCUGGAUCAUUAGAAUUACCAACUUGAUUAUAGAUUUAAAUUUCCUUCAUGAGGAAUAAAAUUCCAAGACUUCUACUGAAGGUACCCAGUGACCUCUGUCUAACCACAGAAUUUGAGAGCAAUAUCUUUUGGCCUUCUUUUUAUAAACAAGUUCAGGGUAGUACACAUAACACUGCCCUAUGUUUUUAGAUAUUUAAAUAAUAAAAUUUCAAAUGAUGAUUUUUAUUCGAUGUACAUAAGACAGUGCCUCAGAUACUACUUUAUAUAAAAUAGUACCUAUUAUAAUUACUAUUUCUGAUUUAGUAUUUUGGGUUUUGCUGUUCAUUGUUAUAGUUUUAAAGCAAUCAAAAUUUGUACCUUAGCAUCCACAUUUUUUUUUUUUUUUUUUUUUUUGGUACAGGUACUUAAUAUGUAUUACACUACAGUUGACUUUUAAAUCUACUAAAAGCUUUGAAAUUACAUGAAGUUGGAUUUUAAUAUUUGUUACAUGGUGAACUUUAAAAAAAAAAAUGCAUGAUACCACCAGAAUUCUUUCCUGGAGUCUGGUUGUUAGGUUUAGGUCAGUGGUUGAGCAUGUGUUUAGCAUGUGUGAGGCCUUGAGUUCAAUCCCCAGCCCUGGGGAAAAAAAAUUUUCCUGUAAUAAUAACGGUACUAUAUCUUAAUAUGAAAAUUGGGUACUUGUGACUAAUUUUUAUUUAUAUUUAAUCCAUAAUCUGAUUUAUUACUUUAAUUUGUAUAGUUUAAGUUCUAUAAGCAAUCCUUUAAGCCAACCUUUACUAAAAUGAAUUCUGUAUU